UAUAAAAGGACAAACAAAUAGGUGUAAAUGAAUUGUAACUAAAACCAAAAAGAGAAGAUGGGUACAUACACAGCCAGCCACCGGCUACCCGUAAUAAAAUUUUCCGGCGGGCAAGAAAAUGAUCCGACCACCGGAGCCCUUGUCCGGGCAGCCCUCGAAGAAUACGGUUGCUUCGAGGCGGUGUUCGACCGAGUUCCCGACGAUCUCCGGCGAGCUGCGCUGGAUGGGACAAAGCAGCUCUUCGAUCUCCCGUUGCCGGUAAAGCUACGCAACAGGUCCGACAAGCCUUACCAUGGCUACGUAGGACAAUAUGCGAUGGUCCCGCUGUACGAGAGCUUGGGAAUCCCCGACGCCCUCGCACCCAACGGCAUCAAAAACUUUACAAACCUUUUAUGGCCCGAAGGCCAUCCCGAAUUCAGCGAGAGCAUGCGAUCAUUCUCGGAGCAACUGUCCGAAUUGGACAAGGAAGUAAGGAGAAUGGUCAUCGAGAGCCUCGGGCUGGAGAAGUACACGGACGAGCACUUAAACUCGGCAGAUUAUCUUGUCCGCGUACAAAAGUACGCCGGGCCUCAAAGCCCCGAGACUAAGCUUGGGCUGACAUCCCACACGGACAAGAACAUCGUCACCAUACUCUAUCCCAACGAAGUGCUGGGAUUAGAACUGCUGUCGAAAGAUGGGCAGUGGUUCCCGGCAGAUCCCUCGACGAACUCAUUCAUCGUCAUGAUCGGAGAGUCCCUCCGAGCAUGGACAAAUGGAAGGCUACACGCUCCGCAUCAUCGGGUAAUGAUGACGGGAGACGAGGCAAGAUACUCCAUCGGAUUAUUUUCAGUCCCGAAAAAGGGGUACAUAAUCAAAGCCCCGGAAGAGAUGAUCGAUGACGAACAUCCCUUGCUGUUCAAACCCUACGAUCAUGUCAAGUUUCUCGAAUUUUACUACACCAAAGCCGGACAGGCUUCGCCUAAUGCUCUCAAGGAUUAUUGUGGAGUUAAUUAGCUACUUGAAUUCGAAUUUGAGAAUUUAUCUACUGUACUGUAAUUUCUACCUACAUUAUGUUCAUUGCUCGGAUUUCUCUGUUUGUGAAUUGUGUAUCUUCGUUAAGAACUACUUAUGUUCAUGGAAAUUCAGAGACUUCUGCCAAUUGCGAUAAGGAAUUGAAUGAUUGAACUACUUGAAGAAGAAAUGAAGCAAUAAGAAAGAAUAAAAGAAAAAGUACAAUGAAA
Andrographis paniculata is the source of this 1220-nucleotide messenger RNA. RefSeq names its product probable 2-oxoglutarate-dependent dioxygenase AOP1. Lineage: Eukaryota; Viridiplantae; Streptophyta; Magnoliopsida; Lamiales; Acanthaceae. The record is from RefSeq and is a predicted model, not a curated record. Bases 58 to 993 code for a protein of 311 amino acids. Gene Ontology annotation, molecular function: dioxygenase activity. The transcript is spliced from 3 exons.